AUUUCCCACUCUUUCUGUGAGGCAAAACCACACCACACUACACUACACUUCGACACAAGAGAAGAGAACUAGGCGCUUUGUAUCUUCGGGAUAGGAGUUGGCGGUCUUCUUUAAGAGAACUUCAAUAUAAUACUCAUUAUGGAUCAACUCAUGUUUCCACUCUAUUUUCAUUAUGAGGAUGUAUCACGUCAGGAUCCGUUGCUAAAACCGAAUCACGCCAACGUUAUGGAAGUUCCUGGAUCGUGUAAAAUAAUAGUAGUACCAAAGACAGCACCUUCUAUCAAAAAUGGAAAAUUGGCUAUGGAGAUUCCGUGCGGUUAGAAAUUAGUACAGACACAAAGGACUUCAACAGGAAAGUCGUUUCGAUCCAAUCCAUUCUUGGGGUCAAAUAAAGACAAAAAAGGAUAUGUCAGUUACCUAGCACGACAAAGCACUCUCCGAAGGCAUGGAACGUCAUAUUUUUUGGUCAGAAUAUCCACAGUAAUGUCUCUGUUAGAUUCUCCGAUCGAAAUAAGGGAAAGGUCAAUUCAAUUCUCGACGGAAACGGAAUUUUGUGAAUUCUCCCCCGAACUGGAAGAUCAUUUUGAGAUCUUCGAACAUAUUCGAGGAUUCAAUGUUACUAUUGUAACUUCGGCCAACAAACAAGAUGAGACUUUACCGCCGAGGAGCGGCUUUUUGCAAAAAGAUGAGAGGGAAACUCAGUAAGAUGUCGGAGAAGCGAAAUAUACGAUAUCACAAAUGUAGAUUGCUCGCGGCUAGGCUAAAUAUAGUAAGGCGGAGAACUGUUGUUCAGUGGAGCGCCGGAGUACGGAGGUUGUUCCCAUCAUCGAAGUCAGGGUGUGGGAUUGAGCCUUCCGAAUGAGAAAGAAGAAAAGUGCAACGUUUCGUUGGAAAAACCAACGCAAAUAUAAUAUUGACUUUCUCUCGCCCUACUUCUAAAGAUAGAUAAAAAGGGUUGGAGAGAAUGACUUUUUGAAAUUCUCUCAUUUCUAAGGCUGCGCAAGG
This is a messenger RNA of Lycium barbarum (goji berry), 1005 nucleotides long. Its product is annotated as large ribosomal subunit protein uL5m. The record is from RefSeq and is a predicted model, not a curated record. Gene Ontology annotation, cellular component: ribosome; cytosolic large ribosomal subunit. The transcript has a single exon. Lineage: Eukaryota; Viridiplantae; Streptophyta; Magnoliopsida; Solanales; Solanaceae. Gene Ontology annotation, molecular function: RNA binding; structural constituent of ribosome. Gene Ontology annotation, biological process: translation.